AAAUGGAGGAAUUUCCAGUUGGAAUGUUUUGACAACUCAAUUGUUUGUUUCCUUUUAGCAUUUUGAUAUUUAUUUAACUUGGACAGAAUUCAUUGGAUAAUUAUUUAGUUUUACGUUCCAAAGAUUAAAAGAUUAAAAUGGAGGAUGGAUUUGACGAUACGAGUUCAUUUGCAAUAAUGACACUCGACGAGAGGCUGAUUGAAUUAGUACGGAGCCACAAAAUACUUUACAACAAACAUUGCGUCGGAUAUAAAGGCCUUGAGGCAAAAAAGGAAGCAUGGAACGCAAUCGGCGAGCAGUUAGAGACCACACCGGAUGAAUGCGCAAAAAGGUGGACGAGUAUACGAGAACGUUAUUCCAGGGAACUGAGAAAACUUGAAAAACAUUCACGAAGUAAAGAGCAUGUAGUUAUAGACUGGCCCUAUUUUAGCUCGCUUUCUUUUCUCAGAGAAUUUGUCAAGCCAAGAGGUCCUCGAAGUGCAAGCAAUGACACGCGGGGUUGGAAGUCUCCUGCACCACUAAAAAAGUUCAAAAGCUUUAGUGCUGAAAGUAAUGAAUUUUCCGAUGAAAGCAAUCCGCUAGAAGAUAUCUGCAUACCGAAAGUUGAGAUGCCAAUAGAAAUUCAAAAUGCUGUACAAUCCUUUGGUCAAACUGUAGCUGCAAUUCUAUCAGAAAUGAGUGAAGCAAAGCAAGCAAGGGCAAUGCGCGUGUUAUUUAAUGCUUUAAUAUCUAUUAAAACAGCACCCGAAGAAACUUGAAUUAAGACAAGUACGGUUUUAGUUUUCACCUUUCUUGUAUGCGUCUACAAUUUGGUGUAUUUACAAUUGCAGUAUAUAUUGGUCUUACUAAUAAUAAGCGUCUUCUUGCUAGAAAUUUACCUAAGGGCUCAUUGAAGCUAGUGUAAUAGGGCACUAACUGCAUUUUUCUGUAAAUAAAUACAUAUUUUAAUUAACAUUAA
This is a messenger RNA of Rhagoletis zephyria (snowberry fruit fly), 958 nucleotides long. RefSeq lists its product as uncharacterized. Gene Ontology annotation, biological process: regulation of transcription by RNA polymerase II. Gene Ontology annotation, cellular component: nucleus; transcription regulator complex. Lineage: Eukaryota; Metazoa; Arthropoda; Insecta; Diptera; Tephritidae. The record is from RefSeq and is a predicted model, not a curated record. Gene Ontology annotation, molecular function: DNA binding.